UGGAGGCCCUGUGACCGACCAUACUCUUCAGUCUUCACUCUUCAGCGUAAAAAACCCUAGAGCAAUGUCUGGUGUGAUGAGUAACAAUUCUACGAUGGAAGUUCAAGAUUUACCUUUGGAAACGACGAGCAGCAGCCUUCCUCCAAAUAUAAUACAAACAAUUCUUACUCUUAUGCCAAUGAGAGAUGCAUUCAGGACAAGUAUUCUAUCUCACAAUUGGCGGAAUCAGUGUUUAAACAUUCCCAAACUCACGUUCGAUGAUGCAGUGUUUCAGGGACCGAGUUGUAAAAACGGAUCAAUGAGAUGGAAACUCUUAUACAUUGUUUACCCGAUCUUGUUGCUACACCAAGGCCCGAUACUUGAAUUCUCUCUUUGUAUCUCUCAACUAAUUAGCUGUUGCGAGAUUGACCAGAUAAUACUUCACCUAUCAAGGAUUGCUACCUUGAAGAAACUUACUCUUUGCAUCGAGUCAGGUGAUGAUCAUAAGCUACUGCCGGCUUUCUUCAACUUGCAAAAAUUGACGGUUCUUAAACUCCAAAAAUGUGUGUUUCAACCUCCAGUAACCUUUAAAGGAUUUAGUAGGCUGGUUCGCUUAUCCUUUAACAAUGUUAGCAUAACCGCGGAAGUCUUUCUGCGGUUUAUCUCCAAUUGCCCGAAGCUUAAGGACUUCACUCUGAUUGGAGAUGAAAAACAUCUUAUGGGACGUUGGAAUUCCGACUUUGUUGAGUUAUUUGAGUGUUUACCUUUGGUUGAGCGUCUGUGUAUGAGUUGGUACCCCAUUAAGUGCUUUGCUACAGGAGUUAUGCCACACAAACUACCGACAUCGCUCGUCCACAUGAAAUAUCUUCAUUUAAAAGGACUGUUCUUUGCGAGAGCAAUCGACUUACGUUCCACUCUUCUUUUGGUUACAAGCUCUCCAAACAUAGACACAAUUAUAUUGAAGAUGCAAUAUAACCCAAAUGAAGCUGUGUCACAAACUGCGAUGAACCUUAUUGAUCAGCAAGGCUGCUUGAAUGUUAUCUUGGAUCAUCUGCGUGUACUAACGAUAUCAAACUUCGCCAGCAUGAAGACUGGAAUGGAUUUUGUGAAGCUUGUUUUGGCUAAGUCGCCGAUGCUCAAGAUAGUAGAUAUAGUGAUCGACAAACGGGUUGAUAUUAAUGGUGAGGUAAAAAUGCUAAAAGAAUUGGUACAAUAUCCACGGGCAUCGACUAAAGCAGAAAUUAGGUUCCAGCGCCCAUAACUUUCGGGUUUAUCAUGUUGAUUUCCUUGCCUUGACUUUGUUUCUUGAUGUCGUAGUAUACGGUUGCUUAUGAUUCUAGAGAUGAUCUUGUGAUGACUGGGUUUUGUAAAAUGUUUGAACAUCACAUUUUGGUUUAGUACCCUAAAUACAUGGUUUGUUUUUCAUCUUGCA
Molecule: messenger RNA, 1411 nt
Organism: Helianthus annuus (common sunflower)
Lineage: Eukaryota; Viridiplantae; Streptophyta; Magnoliopsida; Asterales; Asteraceae
Product: F-box/FBD/LRR-repeat protein At1g13570-like
Exons: 5
Coding region: 65-1240 (391 amino acids)
Molecular function (GO): protein binding
Source: RefSeq, a predicted model, not a curated record